Molecule: messenger RNA, 2392 nt
Organism: Oreochromis niloticus (Nile tilapia)
Lineage: Eukaryota; Metazoa; Chordata; Actinopteri; Cichliformes; Cichlidae
Product: wiskott-Aldrich syndrome protein family member 3
Exons: 11
Coding region: 171-1670 (499 amino acids)
Biological process (GO): positive regulation of Arp2/3 complex-mediated actin nucleation; actin cytoskeleton organization
Cellular component (GO): SCAR complex; cytoskeleton
Molecular function (GO): Arp2/3 complex binding; actin binding; protein kinase A regulatory subunit binding
Source: RefSeq, a predicted model, not a curated record
GCUGCAGCUCCGUGACUGUGGACAGAAGCCGGGUCUAGCCCCGCCCCCGCCUCUCCAGCCUUCAUCCCGGUCGGAGGAGGAUGAGGAGUCCGCCGCGCGCUGCUCUCUGACGGGGUAGCUUCAGUGGAACGAACCGGAACCGGAGUGGAACCGCCAGAGCCCGGUGAGCCAUGCCGCUGGUGAAGCGAAUCAUUGAGCCUCGGUACCUGUGCCGCGGCUCUCUGCCUGAUGGGGUCGCCAGUGAGCUGGAGUGCGUCACCAAUAGCACACUGGCUGCAGUCAUCAAACAGCUGGGAGGACUCAGUCGCCAUGCGGAGGACAUCUUUGGCGAGCUGUUCACAGAGGCUAACAGCUUCUACCUGAGAAUGAACAGCCUGCAGGAGAGAGUGGACCUGCUGGCCGUGAAGGUCACUCAGCUGGAUUCCACCGUGGAGGAAGUCUCACUGCAGGACAUCAAUAUGCGGAAAGCUUUUAAGAGCAGUACCAUUCAGGACCAGCAGGUGGUGUCACGGAGCUCCAUCCCUAAUCCAGCGCUGGAGAUGUACCAACGCUGUGACAAGCCACCACCCCUCAACAUCCUGACAGCCUACAGGGACGACAAGAAGGAUGGUCUGAAGUUCUACACCGACCCAUCGUACUUCUUCAACCUGUGGAAGGAAAAGAUGCUGCAGGCCACCGAGAACAAACGCAAGGAGAAGAGACGGCAGAAGGAGCAGAGACAUGUGGAGGAGUCUUCAGGGCGCGAGGUGAAGAAGGUCCGGAAAGCGCGAAACAGGCGACAGGAGUGGAACCUGAUGGCUUAUGACAAGGAGCUCCGCCCAGAUGCUCGAGUCACACCAUCACCUCACCAUACAUCUGACGGCUCAGUGUCACCCGACAGGUCAGGGAUGUCAGAUGACCUCUCCUUCCCGGCCAGUCCUCACCAUGAUGGGUAUGAUAGAAAAGAUGAUGUUGACAUGGCGACCAGUGGUUCUGGGCAAACUCAGUCAUUGGACCGUGCCCUCAGACCCACCUCCGCAGUAUCUGCGGCAACCGCUCGGCAGCACUCUCUGGGUCGCAACCAGCCGCAUCAGCAUCACCAUCGCCCACAGCCGCUCACUGGCCCAGCCAAUCAGAACGGAGCACGUUCCAACAUGGCCAAGGAGGCCAAUGACCGUCAAAUCCCUCCGGCCCCGCCACCGCCUCCACCUCUCAUGCCAUCAGCAGGACAGGUGGUGUUUCCAAACAGCUCCAUCCACAGUGCUGCUAUGGCAACACCAUUGCACCCUGCAGCUGUGCCUGGUAACCAAGGUGGCACCGCUGCCCAGGCCCACCCUUAUAGCCCCUCCCCUCCACCCCCACCCCCAGGUAACUACAUCUCCUCCCCCUCCCGUCCUAGCAGCCAAGCUCCCUCCUCUGCUGCUGCGCCCCCGGUGCCCCCGGCGGCAGAUGGCAGGAAGCCAGCCGCUGGACUGAACGUGCCAAUGAAUGACGCCCGCAGUGACCUCCUCGCCGCUAUCCGCAGAGGGAUCCAGCUGAGGAAGGUUCAGGAGCAGCGUGAGCAGGAAGAGGCCAAGAAACGAGAGCCGGCGGGAAACGACGUUGCCACCAUCUUGUCGCGACGUAUCGCGGUGGAAUACAGCGAAUCAGAGGAGGAAUCUGAGCCUGAGGACCAGGAGUGGUCCGACUAAGGAGGAGGACGAGAGCGCCUGACAGGAAGUGACUCGUCAGAGAACCGAAGCUUCUUUGUUGUUUUCCUGUUUGAUGUUAAUGAGUCAGCGUGGCGUCCGAUGAUGUUUGAUGAACCUGCUGAUGGUGACACGCAGAAACUUUAUGGACAGCAGCAGGUUUAACAGACAUUCCUCAGAAAAUGAACCCUUGGCACAGCGCCCCCCUCAGGACGCCGACCGUCUAUGUGUUCGUGAUGAAACAAAAGUUGACCUGGAUUUAUGUAUCACUUUGCUGCUUGGACAUCAAAUUUCAUCAUUUUCAAUUUAUCAGAACUUUUAAAAAUACAUUUUCAGUUUUUAAUAUUUUUGUGUUAUUUUGUCUUUACAUUUUAUUUUGUUUAUAUUUUAUUCUUGAUAUUCUUUAUUUUUGUUGCUUUAGUUUUUUUUUUCUUCUGUUAUGAUGCAUCUUGUUCUACAGUGUAAGAUGCAAUGUGAUGACAUCAUAGUAACUACUGACAUCAUCCAUAAUCAUCCCUGCUGCUGCUGAUGUGCUGUGUGGAGAGGGGGCGUGUCCUCCCUAUCCUGUACCUUGUGUGAUUGGCUGAUCGUGCCGUGCUGUGUUUCUGUGACCUGCAUGUGGGUGAAAAAAAAAAAUGAAAAUAGAACAAAAGUUAUAGAUAAAAACAAGAGUUGAUUUUUGUGCUUUAUUUCAAUCAUUAAAUAUUUAAAGUCUCUUUUUAAAA